CGUUGCUGCGGGGCGCGGGCGCUUGGGCCUCAGAAGCCGAAGAUACCCGCCUCCUAGGGAGGUAGGCGGAGCCAUGGCUGUGGCCGUGGGAGGGUCGGAAGUCUCUCUGCGGUGGGACUCGCGGAGUAAGUGUCUUUCGGCUACCGUCCUCUCCCUCCUAUCCUUCUGCCUUGAGGGAACAAAUGGCAUCUCUCACAGUGGACUACUAUGAGGACUAAUGACUAAAUCUCAUCUUAAUAUGGCAUAUAGAAGAGUAAAUGGGCCUGGACAGUCUCUCACAUCUAUACUCUCCCACAAUAACUGUGGAAUCCAUCAGCCAUGUAGAACUGGGACACAUAAUAUAUGCAUGGUGUCUGAUUUUUUUUAUCCAAAUAUGGGAGGAGUGGAAAGCCACAUUUACCAGCUAUCUCAGUGUCUUAUUGAAAGAGGACACAAAGUUAUAAUUGUCACCCAUGCUUAUGGAAAUAGAAAAGGUAUCCGAUACCUUACCAGUGGCCUCAAAGUAUAUUAUUUACCACUAAAAGUCAUGUACAAUCAGUCUACAGCAACAACCCUCUUUCACAGUCUGCCUCUACUCAGGUACAUAUUUGUUCGGGAGAGAGUCACCAUAAUCCAUUCACAUAGCUCUUUUUCUGCCAUGGCCCAUGAUGCACUCUUCCACGCCAAGACAAUGGGUCUACAGACAGUCUUCACAGACCAUUCUCUUUUUGGAUUUGCUGAUGUCAGCUCGGUGCUUACAAACAAACUUCUAACUGUAUCGCUUUGUGAUACAAAUCAUAUCAUUUGUGUCUCUUACACUAGCAAGGAAAACACUGUUCUAAGAGCAGCACUGAAUCCUGAGAUAGUAUCCGUCAUCCCCAAUGCCGUAGAUCCUACUGACUUCACUCCAGACCCAUUUAGAAGGGAUGAUAAUGUAAUAACUAUUGUUGUUAUCAGCAGGCUUGUUUACAGAAAAGGGAUUGAUUUGCUUAGUGGGAUAAUACCUGAACUCUGUCAGAAAUAUCCAGAUUUAAAUUUCAUAGUUGGAGGAGAAGGGCCAAAGAGAAUCAUUUUGGAAGAAGUACGGGAAAGAUACCAACUACAUGACAGGGUGCGUCUUUUGGGAGCCUUGGAACACCAGGAUGUUAGAGAUGUCUUGGUUCAGGGACACAUCUUUCUAAAUACUUCUCUUACUGAGGCUUUCUGCAUGGCAAUUGUGGAAGCUGCAAGUUGUGGUUUACAGGUUGUAAGUACCAGGGUUGGUGGAAUUCCUGAAGUAUUGCCUGAUAAUCUUAUCAUUUUAUGUGAACCAUCAGUAAAAUCUUUGUGCGAUGGCUUAGAAAGAGCUAUUUCACAGCAGAAGUCAGGAACAUUGCCAGAUCCAGAAAAAAUUCAUAACAAAGUAAAGACAUUCUAUACCUGGAGGAAUGUUGCAGAGAGAACUGAAAAGGUGUACGACAGAGUGUCUAGGGAAGUCGUUUUACCAAUGGACAAGCGACUGAACAGGCUGAUCUCUCACUGUGGCCCAGUGACUGGCUGCACCUUUGCUUUGUUGGCCGUGUUAAACUUCCUCUUCCUCAUUUUCCUGAGGUGGCUAACUCCUGAUUCUAUCAUUGAUAUUGCAGUUGAUGCCACAGGACCAAAUGGGGCCUGGACCCAGCAGUAUUCUUAUAGUAAAAAGGGGGAAGAAAAUAAAGAGAUUUCAGAAUCAAGGUAGAAAGAAGCCUACUUUUCAAGAUUUUAAAUAUUUCAACAAUUCUUCCAAAAUAGUUUAAAAUAACCUUCCUUUUUUAUAUUAGUUUAGAAAUUUAUGCUACCUCCAAUUCACACUAUGUUUGAUUUUGAGUGUCAAGAUCCUGAACUUAUGCAAUUUCCUGGAAUGAAAAACUUUUUGCACUUGCUUAAAAUUCAGAAGGGAAAUUUUUGAGCUACUCAGGUGUAAAACUUUCAAGACUAUGGAAUUCACUGUAGCAGUGGUAUUUUAAGAUUAUACUUUGGGGGCUUAUGGGCACUGAUGGGCCAUGUUCAUUAUUAUCUGGAGUUUCUUUGCCAAUUUUUAUUUUUGUUCUUUUUAAUAUGAAUUUGAAAUUCAUAAAACACUUACAGAAUUUGCUUGAUGUAAGUAUUUAAAAUGCAGUACUUACAGCAUAUGUACUGAAUAUAUUCAGUAAGCAUUAACUCUUUAACCAUUGAGUAAAAUGGGCACUUUGAUUGGUAAAGCAAUAUUUGUUGAGCACAGGUUGUGUGCUGAGCACUGUACUAGAUACUUCCCAUAAGGACCACUGGGAUCAUUUACUAGCAUAGUAGUAAUUUACUAAUGGUACUGAAAAAUAGCAUGCCUCCAAAUGUUUAUCAUGUCCCAGAAUAGCCAUCUUGAUCUCAGUAAAUUGCUAACAAGAUGAAUAAUUUCUUUAUAUUGUUAGGCACUCAUUUAGGCAGUGCCUAUGUCUUUUGUUUGUGUUUUUAUAAAUUUUAUUUAAAGUUGGCCAUGAGUUUCAAAUGAAAUUUGAAAAGCUAGUAUAUGGAUUUUUGUCUUUCUGGAAAUGCUAAAUCAAAAAUGAAGAGUAAGAUGCUACUUUUGCUUUUAAAUGUUUAUUAAAUAUUUAUUUAAUAUUUAAAUGUAAAUAUUAAAUAAAUAUUUUUAGGGACCGAUAUCACUGUUUCACAUAGGGCAGAGGCAUACUCCACUAGCUUUCAUGUAUAACUUAGUCCUUUUUCUACAGAUGACUCAAUUUUAAUGUCUUCUGCAGAAUUUAGAGGUUAUUCCAAAGAUGGUGAUAAUUAUGACCAUCUGCAGUGCUACACAUUUAAUUGUAGUCAUUUAGACUUCUCUUCCUUUAUGAUCUUGUUUACAUUUGAAUAAAUACUUUGAAUGGUAGUAGUUCAAUAGUUUUUUUCCUCUGGAAUUUUUGGUUCUCAACAAAUACAAACCGAAAAUUGUCAGGAGAUAGUCACUGUGUUGAUGGAUGUGGCCCAUUAUAAUAGAAGCCUCAGAGCCAUGGGUUUCUUAACCCCAACCAUCCCUCUAAUCUAUAUUGUUAAUUUAGUGAACAUUCCUUUGAAAACUUGAGAAGUUUGACAUUAAAGAGGUGAUGCACUUGUGUUGACUUUGACUCAGCAUUCUGGCUGUGUACCAGAUAUUUUCAGAACUUUUCUUAAUGAUAGAACUCAAAAGUUCUGAUGGUUUUUGUGUCAGUAUCUUAUGCUGUGAAUAUUUUGACUUCUAGUCCAUUGUAGUAUAAAAGGAAUAUACUGUAUUUUGUUUUUACCAGAAUGGGUUUGAUGAAAAGACUAUUAUGAAAUCUUGAAAUUAGGUGUGUUUUUUUUUCUUUUGUUGAAGAAAAGUAUUGAUCUUGGUUUUAAGAAACUAUCUAAAAGUCUUGACAUUGAAAUUUCCUUUUAUAGAACAUGUUGGAUGGCAUGAAUAUGAAAUGUGUGUCAGUAUAUUGGGGAGAAUUGUUGAGAAAAUGUUGAAUUUUAGUUUAUUGAUCCCACUAAACAACUUAGAAAAAUCUUUCCCCUACCAUUUCCUUUUGAAUCACUCUUUAAAAUUGCUAAGCAUUCAUGCCUUAAAUUAAUGUAGAGAAAACUUAAAUUCACAGUUUCUUAACAUGCUAAACAUUGGAAAUUAAAAUAAUUUUUCUUGGGUUUCUUCUUUUAAAGACUUAUGAAAGAAAUGAAACUUUUCUUCUCUUUUUAAUUUGCAUUUCUUGAGCUUCCCAAAUAGACUUUUUUAACCUUGUUAAGAUUGCACUGAUCAGUACCUAGAAACAAUAUUAUAUUGCUCCUCUACUUAUUUUGGCAGUGUAAAAAAAAUAGUUGUCUUGUAUAUUGGAGAAGUUAAUCUAAAAUUUGCUCAAUGAAAAAAAUAUACUAUAUUUAAAAGUUUUUUAACCAAAAGCAACUCCUUGUUUUGCCAAAAACUAAGUAGUUCAAAAUGAGAAAUCUCUUUUCUAAUAUUGUUAGAUGUUCAUUUGUUAGUUAGGAAAGCUCCUUAAAUGAGUUAUGCAACACAUUUCUUCUAGUCAUGUUGAGUAGCAGGUUCUAACUUGUAUCUGCAUUCCCUGCCUCAAACAAGUGCUAAUGUUCUUUUACAACAGAAAUUUAUUCCAUGGGAUGGAAAAUAUUUUCUUGGGUUUUUUAAGUACAUUAUUGCUCUAUCAUGUGAGAUAUUUUAAGAGGAAUUUGUAUUUAAGCUUAGUUCACAUAAGUUGAGCUUUUUUAUACUUUUUUUUUCCUGAAGAAGAUGCUAUAGGUAGGACUGAGUGAGAACCUGACUUAUUACAAAUGAAUUAGAUUUAGAUUUGUAAAAUUUUUCUAAUUAUAGAAAGGAUGCUUUGGAGCAAAAAUUAAAAUAAAAAAAUAACAGAGCCAGUUUAGGCAUUAAAACACCAUACUGUACAUAAUUAUGCACGCUUAUUUUCCACCAAAAUAUUUGUUUGCCAUUGUACAGAUUUGUGCUUACUUUUACAAAGUAUUUUUAAAAGCCUCCACAGUAUUCAUUUAUUUCUCUAUCCGUUCUCAAGAAAAUUUAGAUGGACUAACAUUAAACUAUAUUGUGUCUAGGUUUUCCAAUGAAAUUAUGAAAAUUAAAGUUUUUAUAAAGAA
This is a messenger RNA of Monodelphis domestica (gray short-tailed opossum), 4587 nucleotides long. It is a transcript of the gene PIGA, whose product is annotated as phosphatidylinositol glycan anchor biosynthesis class A. Lineage: Eukaryota; Metazoa; Chordata; Mammalia; Didelphimorphia; Didelphidae. Gene Ontology annotation, cellular component: glycosylphosphatidylinositol-N-acetylglucosaminyltransferase (GPI-GnT) complex. Gene Ontology annotation, biological process: GPI anchor biosynthetic process. Gene Ontology annotation, molecular function: phosphatidylinositol N-acetylglucosaminyltransferase activity. The record is from RefSeq and is a predicted model, not a curated record.